Molecule: messenger RNA, 1632 nt
Organism: Papaver somniferum (opium poppy)
Lineage: Eukaryota; Viridiplantae; Streptophyta; Magnoliopsida; Ranunculales; Papaveraceae
Product: ornithine decarboxylase-like
Exons: 1
Coding region: 71-1324 (417 amino acids)
Cellular component (GO): cytoplasm
Molecular function (GO): ornithine decarboxylase activity
Source: RefSeq, a predicted model, not a curated record
CUUAGUUUCGACUUCCUCUUAUUUCAUCAUCUCUGUUUGUUUCGUUUUCUUGAUUUCCCAGAUUUGAAAAAUGGAAAUGAACCAAAAGAAUCAUCAGGAGGUAUUGGGAGCACCAGGGAUUAAAGGAGGAAAAGGGGUCACGACUGCAGCAACAAAUGGAGUUACUGAUUUCAUUAACUCAAUUAUUUCAACCACAAAACAAGAAGUAAAACAUCCUUUCUAUGUUUUGGACUCGGUACAGAUUGUUAAUCUUAUGGAGAAAUGGAACCAUAGUCUUCCGACUAUCAAACCCUUUUAUGCUGUGAAAUGUAAUCCUGAACCAUCUUUACUUUGUACCCUUGCUUCGUUAGGAGCAAACUUCGACUGCGCUAGCAAAAUCGAAAUCAAAACUGUUCUUGAUUUAGGUGUUUCACCUGAUCGUAUUAUUUUCGCGAACCCGUGUAAGAGUGAGUCUGAUAUUAUUUACGCGGCUACAGUUGGUGUCAAUCUUGCUACAUUUGAUUCUACUGAUGAAGUUGAAAAGUUGGGAGAAUUUCACCCAAAAUGUGGGUUGCUGAUGCGUAUUAAGCCACCUGAAGAUGCAGGUGCUCUGUGGCCGUUAGGUGAUAAAUACGGUGCCUUGCCAGAAGAGUUUCUUUCACUGCUAGAAUCUGCUAAUGCUGCGAAUUUUAUUGUUCACGGGGUUGCUUUUCAUGUUGGUAGUGGUGCGAGACAUGCAAGAGCAUAUCGCGCUGCAAUUUCUGAAGCUAAAACGGUUUUUAGUACUGCAGCAAAUCUUGGUAUGGCUAAGAUGCAUAUACUUGAUAUCGGUGGUGGGUUUACUGCUGGUUCACAGUUUGAGGAUGCUGCGAUUACUAUUAAAGAUGCUCUCAGAACUUACUUUCCUGAUGACCAAGACUUGAUGUUGAUUUCAGAACCAGGACGGUUCUUUUCCGAGACAGCAUUCACGUUAGUCACCAACAUCAUAGGUAAACGUGUUCGAGGAGAGUUGAGGGAGUAUUAUAUCAGUGACGGCAUAUAUGGUUCUAUGAAUAUUUUGUUAUACGAUCAUCAUACCCCUCUCACGGCGAAACCAUUAGCUUAUACAUCAAACCCCGAUAAUCCUAAUUGCGCAGGAGUGAAGACAUAUGCCUCUACUGUGUUUGGGCCAACUUGUGAUGCACUAGAUACAGUUCUUAGAAAUUAUCAAUUGCCAGAUCUAAAGGUGAAUGAUUGGCUUGUUUGGCCAGAUAUGGGGGCCUAUACUGCAUCGACUGGUACCAAUUUUAAUGGUUUCAAUACCACGUCAAUACCUACAUACCUUGCCCAUUCCAUUCUCAAAUAGGCCUCCUUUAUUUAUUUUUUGAAGUGUCAGUUCGGAUGAAGUGUUUAAUGGUAUCAACAAACUUUCCAGUACCUAGCUACUUUCCAUUCAUCGACUGCAGACCUCACCUAUAUAUUCAGCCAUUCUACUCCAUUCAUAAUUAUGGCCAAGAUUUGAAGACUAUUCGGAAGUUACAACACCAUGUGUUUGGACCAAUUACAUAGAUUUUUCAAAUUAUUCAUCAAGUUGUAAAAAUAUCUAUGCAUUAUCUAUUUAUGGAUGUGAAGUCUUUGUCUCGUAAUUGAAUUUUCAGAACCACUUGUUAUUUA